AUGGCUCAUGCAAAAAAGAAAGACAUGGGACCUACCCACCUCAACACCAACGUGUCCUUCACCUCCCGGGCUGGGCUGCAGGGAGGGCAGGCUUUUCUGAACCCUUUUUCCAUGCACUGUGCCAAGGGGGGCCCACGGCAAAAGGGCUUUGGGGGCGUCCUGCCGCCCCCCCCCCCCCCCAGCCCCCAAAGCCAACCCGGAGUCAGAGACCGCGACCCGGGAGGAUUCCGGUGGCCCCGGGAGGAUGCUCGCAGCCCCGGGGCCGCGCCGGUGCCUCCUCGGGCAAUACCCGUGCCCACUCCGCCUCCCCGGCCCGUGCCCGCGGCCGCACUCACGGUUCCGCCGCGCUGCAGCGCUGGGUCCCGGUCCCCGCCGCCGCUGUCGGUGCUGCCGCCGGUGCCGGUACCGGUGCGGGCUCCGCCGCCCCCGGCUCAGGUUCGCUCCAUGUCCCCGGCGCCUCCGGGAGAAGACCCCGAGAGGUCAGAUGAAGCAGAUGAUUUCCAGCAGCCAAGCGAGCACCGAACACACAGGCGAGUUCACGGCGACCUCCACGCGCUCCGGGGGCUGCGGCCACCCCAGAGGGGCCCCCCGAGGGGCUCCGGGGGCCAGGGGGAGGUGGGAGGCACAUCCCCCAAACUGGACGAGGAAACAAUUAACAAAGGAGCCGAGGACCUGCACAACUGA
Messenger RNA from Apus apus (common swift), 684 nucleotides. RefSeq lists its product as uncharacterized. The record is from RefSeq and is a predicted model, not a curated record. Lineage: Eukaryota; Metazoa; Chordata; Aves; Apodiformes; Apodidae. Bases 1 to 684 code for a protein of 227 amino acids. The transcript is spliced from 4 exons.